AUGCCGAGCAGACGAACGGCAGAGCAUUUUGAUAGUUUUCAGCGCAUCAAUGAAAAACCGGUUGAAGACAUAUCUUUGGAGUUUUUCUACAACCCUCGUCGUCUGACGGCUUUGCUGGUUUCGAUAUUGUUGUUGCUGUAUACAGCAUUUACGAGGGCCGACGGUGACUUGGAUCAAAACAUAUGGGUCGGCCUGAAAGCAGUGCUUUUCUCCUUCCUGGUGCUGAGUACGAUCGCUUUUCCGAAUGGACCUUUCACGAGACCUCAUCCAGCGCUGUGGCGCAUGAUCUUCGGCGUCAGCGUGUUUUACUUGCUGUUUCUGCAGUUCCUGUUGUUUCAGAAUUUCAGUACGAUCAAGGACAUUCUGAAGUGGCUGGACCCGGAGAGGUUGAAUAAAAUGCAACUGGAAGAAAAGGAGUACGCGAUUAACUGUUCGGAGCUAAAUAUAUCUCGUAUCUGGUCACACUGCGACAUAUUUGCGGCGGCGCACUUCAUCGGUUGGGCGAUGAAGGCAUUGCUCAUCAGGCACACGAUAAUCUGCUGGUACGUGAGCAUCACCUGGGAACUGACUGAAAUUGCGUUUUCUCAUCUGCUACCGAACUUCCAGGAAUGCUGGUGGGACGCGAUCGUGCUCGACAUUCUGCUAUGCAAUGGGCUGGGUAUUUGGCUGGGCAUGUACAUCUGUCGAAAACUGGAGAUACGCGAGUAUCACUGGGAGAGCAUCAGGAAUAUUCCGACAACCAGGGGCAAGAUCCAGCGCGCCGUUAUGCAGUUCACGCCUUCCAGCUGGACGGUGCUGCGCUGGCUGGAUCCGCAGUGUACGCUGAUGAGGAUCUUAGCCGUCUGGGAACUGGUAGUGAUCUGGCAGAUCACCGAGCUGAACACAUUCUUUCUUAAGCAUAUUUUUGCGAUUGACACUAGCCAUCCAUUGGUCACUUUCCGCAUAUGUCUUAUCGGACUAGCUGUAGCGCCGGCCAUGCAGCAGUACUACAGUUACGUGACAGACCCUAAGUGUAAGAGGUUCGGAACUCAGUGUUGGGUGUACUUGGCAAUCAUGUUGACCGAAGCGUUGAUCUGCGUGAGAUUCGGCUGGAAGAUAUUCGCUCGUACGCAGCUUUUGUAUAUUGGCAUGUGGCUGGUGGUUUUGCUGAUUGGCAGCGUAUUUUGCGUUUACAUAUGUAUUCUGUGGGCUCUUAGGCCGUGCGUCAGCAAGGAGGUAAAAGUUAACGGUGGAGUGCAGCACUGCUACAUAGACUCGAGCUUCGAAAAUCUGACCGAUUUCAGCUGCAGCGGAAAAAACGACGGUUCACAGAUCACGCAUCGACAGAGAUCACAAACCAUAUGUUCUUAA
This is a messenger RNA of Soboliphyme baturini, 1350 nucleotides long. NCBI's taxonomy places the organism in Eukaryota, Metazoa, Nematoda, Enoplea, Dioctophymatida, Soboliphymatidae. The record is from the annotation of a GenBank genome assembly.